Molecule: messenger RNA, 2146 nt
Organism: Zingiber officinale
Lineage: Eukaryota; Viridiplantae; Streptophyta; Magnoliopsida; Zingiberales; Zingiberaceae
Product: inorganic pyrophosphatase TTM2-like
Exons: 11
Coding region: 12-1958 (648 amino acids)
Cellular component (GO): cytoplasm
Molecular function (GO): kinase activity; ATP binding
Source: RefSeq, a predicted model, not a curated record
UGAUUUCCUUGAUGGAUCAGUAUGAUUCUAUGAAUCACUCAUCAGAGCCUAGGCACGGACUUCUAAGAGAUCGAGUUCGAUUGGUGAAGCGGAAGGAUUGUAAUCGUUAUGAAGUUGUUCCAAUUCAAGGUUCAUUAUCAUUUGAAAAGGGCUUCUAUGUUGUACUCCGUGCAUGCCAGUUGUUGGCACAAAGCAACGAUGGGAUUAUUUUGGUUGGAGUGGCUGGCCCUUCUGGGGCAGGGAAGACAGUAUUUACAGAUAAAAUUCUUGAUUUCCUGCCAGAUGUAGCUGUAAUAUCAAUGGACAACUAUAAUGAUCCAAGUCGUAUUGUUGAUAAAAAUUUUGAUGAUCCGCGAAUAACAGAUUAUAGCACAUUGUUGGAAAACAUUGGAGGACUAAAAGAAGGGAGAUCUGUUCAGGUGCCGAUAUAUGAUUUUAAAGCUAGCAGUCGCAUAGGAUACAGGACUGUUGAUGUGCCGAGCUCUCGAAUAGUCAUUCUGGAAGGUAUCUAUGCUUUGAGUGACAAAUUGCGCCCUUUACUUGACCUUCGUGUUUCCGUGACGGGCGGUGUACAUUUUGACCUUGUCAAAAGAGUUUUGAGAGACAUACAGCGUGCUGGACAAGGACCUGAAGAAAUAAUUUAUCAAAUUACAGAAACGGUCUAUCCAAUGUACAAGGCUUUCAUUGAGCCAGACCUGCAAACAGCGCAUAUAAAAAUUAAGAACAAGUUCAACCCGUUCACAGGCUUCCAGAAUCCAACCUAUACUUUAAAGUCAACAAAGACUGUUUCAGUGGACCAAAUUAAGUCUGUUCUCUCUGAAGAACACGAAGAAGUUAGAGAGGAAACUUAUGACAUUUAUCUAUUACCACCAGGUGAAGAUCCAGAAACGUGCCACUCUUAUUUACGAAUGAGAAACAAGGAUGGGAAGUACAACCUUAUGUUUGAGGAAUGGGUCACAGACAACCCCUUCAUCAUUUCACCGAGAAUUACUUUUCAAGUUGGUGUGCGUCUUCUUGGUGGGUUAAUGGCACUAGGCUAUAGCAUUGCAGCUAUUUUAAAAAGAAACAGCCAUGUAUUCUCUGAUGAUCAAGUAGUUGUAAAGCUUGAUUGGUUAGAACAAUUGAAUCAUUGCUAUAUACAGGUAGAAGGAAAAGAACGAAAGUCUGUCAAGUACAUAGCAGAGCAGUUGGGUUUGGAAGGUUCUUACAUUCCUCAUACUUACAUUGAACAGAUUCAACUGGAAAAGCUCGUGAAUGAAUCAAUGGCAUUGCCAGAUGAUUUGCAGCGAAAGCUAAGUCCAUAUGAUCAUGAAAUGGUCUUUAGUCCUAGAGAAGCUCCUGAACAGGCAUCUAGAAAUACGGUUUUAAAGGAAAAUAAGAAUUCUACCAGAGUAAUAUCUCGCUCCUACUCGACGCAUGAGGACAAAAGCGUGGCUAAGCUCACUGCACUUACCAUCAAUGGCAGAAGUUCUAAGAGACACGCCUUUGAAUCAUCUGCAAUCAGCCAGGAAAAUGGUCAACUCUCAGAACAGAUAUCAACUCUAACUGAAAGGAUUUAUGUGCUUAGCUCACAAAUGGAAGAACUCAACUCAAUGUUUAGUUCCCAGAAAUUUGUGGCAAGUACACAACGUUUAUUUCUUGAAAGUGAAACUCUUCCGUCAUUAAUGUCUGUGUCUAACCAAGGCAAUGACACCCUCCUGCCCAGUUCAUCUUCUUCGCCCAAACUAAACAAAGAUUUAACCCUGACAGAUGAGCUCCUGCUCAUCACGCGAGGACAUCACCAAAUCAUGCAACGUUUGAGUAACAUUUCGACCUUAGUGAGUGAGCACUUGACCAAACAACAAAGAAUUCAGAGCAAAAAUAAACUACUCGAUUUCAUGUUCAUUGGGACUCCAGUCAUGAUAGUGGUGGUUGGCGGCAUCAGCAGUUUUCUUUUGAAACGUUUUAAGCAAGACUAAAAAAUCAAGGCCGAGUCGUAUCAGCAUUAUUUAGCUCAGGUUGCAGGACUAGAAAAAACUGGUCCCUCAUAGUUACAGUCUUUUGUUUUUUUUUGUCAUCAUUGCUUUCCAUAUUUUUGGGAGAGAAGAUUCAUAGUUUUUUCCGGCACUGAUUCUUCUUUUCCGCCUCUCGAGAAUGUAGAUGCUAA